Molecule: messenger RNA, 2127 nt
Organism: Carya illinoinensis
Lineage: Eukaryota; Viridiplantae; Streptophyta; Magnoliopsida; Fagales; Juglandaceae
Product: sulfate transporter 3.1-like
Exons: 12
Coding region: 66-1994 (642 amino acids)
Biological process (GO): transmembrane transport
Cellular component (GO): membrane
Source: RefSeq, a predicted model, not a curated record
CUGGCAUCCUAUCCUUUCCUUUUCUUACAAUACUCAGAAGUACAAAAUACAAACUGAGUUUGAACAUGGAGUGCACGCACCGCGUGGCUAUUCCACCCCCGCAACCGUUUGUGAAGUCACUCAAGUGCUCUCUCAAAGAGACUUUCUUUCCUGAUGACCCAUUAAGGCAGUUCAAGAACCAGCCACCAUCGAGGAAACUCGUGCUAGGACUGCACUACUUCUUCCCAAUCCUCCAAUGGGCACCUCGCUAUACUUUUGAGUUCCUGAAAUCUGAUCUUGUUUCUGGGAUCACCGUUGCUAGUUUGGCAAUCCCUCAGGGGAUCAGUUAUGCAAAGCUUGCCAAUUUGCCUCCUAUUCUUGGCCUGUAUUCGAGCUUUGUUCCACCAUUGGCUUAUGCGAUGAUGGGCAGCUCCAGAGACUUGGCUGUGGGGACUGUAGCUGUUCCAUCGCUUCUUUUGGCUUCAAUGUUGGGGAAUGAAGUUAAUGCUAAUGAGAAUCCUAAGCUCUAUCUUCACCUUGCUUUCACGGCGACAUUCUUCGCCGGUGUUUUCCAAGCCUCUUUAGGCUUAUUAAGGCUAGGGUUUAUCGUGGAUUUUCUAUCGCAUGCAACCAUAGUAGGGUUCAUGGCAGGAGCAGCCACUGUGGUGUGCCUGCAACAGCUAAAAGAAAUCCUUGGCCUGGAUCAAUUCACGCAUGCAACGGAUCUUGUCUCAGUGUUGCGUUCUGUCUUCAGCCAGACACAUGAGUGGAGAUGGGAAAGCGGUGUUCUGGGAUGUUGUUCCCUUUUCUUUCUCAUCAGCACCAGAUACUUCAGUAAGAGAAAGCCCAACUUCUUUUGGAUAUCAGCGAUAGCACCGUUGACGUCUGUCGUUUUGGGAAGCCUUCUCGUUUAUCUAAUCCAUGCUGAGAAACAUGGUGUUCAAGUGGUAGGAGAGUUGAAGAAGGGGCUGAAUCCAGUGUCGUUGGGGGAUCUAGAAUUUUUCUCUCCUUAUCUCAAAGCAACUAUUAAAACCGGCAUCAUCACUGGUGUCAUUGGUUUCGCUGAAGGAAUAGCAGUAGGAAGAAGCUUUGCAAUGUUCAAGAAUUACCAUAUUGAUGGCAACAAAGAGAUGAUUGCUUUUGGAAUGAUGAAUAUUGCUGGUUCAUGCACCUCUUGCUACCUCACCACAGGUCCAUUUUCAAGAGCAGCAGUAAACUACAGCGCAGGAUGCAAGACAGCAUUAUCAAACAUUGUGAUGGCAAUUGCUGUCAUGUUUACAUUGUUAUUCCUAACUCCUUUAUUCCACUACACUCCCCUUGUUGUGUUGGCAGCCAUAAUCAUAUCCGCAAUGCUCUGUCUAAUAGAUUACGAAGCAGCCAUUCAUCUAUGGCAGGUUGACAAAUUUGACUUUGUAGUGUGCAUCAGUGCAUACAUUGGAGUGGUUUUCGGCAGCGUCGAGAUUGGGCUAGUUAUAGCGAUGGCGAUAUCUUUGCUUAGGGUACUUUUAUUCAUUGCCAGACCAAGGACCAUGGUGCUUGGAAACCUUCCAAAUUCCACAAUUUUCAGAAAUGCUGAACAAUAUCCAAAUGCUAGCAAUGUUCCUGGAGUUCUUAUACUCCAAAUUGAUGCUCCCAUUUACUUUGUCAAUGCAAGCUACUUGAGAGAGAGGAUUGCAAGGUGGAUCGAUGAAGAGGAAGAUAGAAUUAAAUCUUCGGGGGAGACCUGCUUACAGUAUGUAAUAAUGGUUAUGAGUGCUGUUGGUAACAUUGAUACUAGUGGAAUUAGCAUGCUUGAAGAGAUCAAAAAGGCUAUUGAUAGAAGAGGGCUUAAGCUUGUAUUGGCCAAUCCUGGAGGCGAGGUGAUGAAGAAGUUGCACAAAUCCAAGUUUGUUGAAAACAUGGGUCAAGAAUGUAUCUACUUGACAGUUGGAGAGGCCGUUGCAGGAUGCAAAUACAUGCUUCAAACAUGCAAAUCCAACCCUGUGAUAGUAGCAGAGACACGGAACCUCACCUGAGCUCUCCUAUUGUCUACUAAUCAAGUAGAGUUUCAUUAACUAAAGUAUGCCAUAUGGGUGUAUCAAAUGCAAUUAUAAAAGAGAUAUCAACAUAUUGGACUCGUUGAAUCAACAAAAGAUUGAUUUUCAUUAA